AUGAACAUGAGUUCCCAAACUGUGGCCAGGAUUCCAGUGGUAUAUUUCUCGAAAGUGGACUGCCUGAAGCCGGGGACAAGCUCUUGGCUCUCAGCACGCAAAGACGUUUGUCGGGCGCUCGAAGAGUUCGGAUGUUUCAUGGCAAUCCUACCCAGCAAAGUUCCUCCGGAACUUCACAAAACCAUCUUUAAUGCAUUUGACGAGUUGUUUAAUUUCCCCGUCGAUACUCCUGACAACCCUUUACGUGCUGGCUACCUAACUUCCCGUUCUGGGCAGAAGACCUUUGGAAUUAUUAAUGGCACAAACCCUCAAGAAACUCAGGAAUUCACACAUCUUUUUUGGCCAAAUGGAAACGACCAACUUCGUGAGACUGCUGACUUGUAUGCAAAAGUGAUGGCAGAGAUAGAUGAAGCUGUGACAAGAAUGGUAUUUGAAAACUAUGGUGUAGAAAAGUACCAUGACGAUCACUUCCGAUCGACUUUUUACUAUCUCCGGCUUAUAAAAUACAAAGAACCCAAGAAACUUGGAGUUGAUGUGGGUUUACGCAGUCAUACGGACAAGAACUUUUCCUCCAUACUCCAUCAAAAUCAUGUCCAUGGUCUGGAGAUCAAUACAAAGAAUGAUGAGUGGGUAGUGUUUGAUCCUCUACCUUCAUCCGUGAUAUUCAUGGCUAAGGAUAUUUGCAUGCUUUGAUUGGCCUAGGUUUGGAGCAACGAUCGAGUUCGACCGUGUAGACAUAGAGUGACAUUGAAGGAAAAUGAGGUGAGAUACUCGUUC
This is a messenger RNA of Prunus avium (sweet cherry), 777 nucleotides long. The record is from RefSeq and is a predicted model, not a curated record. NCBI's taxonomy places the organism in Eukaryota, Viridiplantae, Streptophyta, Magnoliopsida, Rosales, Rosaceae.